This is a messenger RNA of Aureobasidium namibiae CBS 147.97, 3150 nucleotides long. RefSeq lists its product as uncharacterized. Lineage: Eukaryota; Fungi; Ascomycota; Dothideomycetes; Dothideales; Saccotheciaceae. The transcript has a single exon. The record is from RefSeq and is a predicted model, not a curated record. The coding region runs from base 1 to 3150 and encodes 1049 amino acids.
AUGCCUAAGAAUCCGCUCAAGAACUUUGCCCGUCGCAAAUCGUCUGGAAACGUCCUCGACCUCCCUUCGGAAUCCACAUCACCUGCACCCGCCUCGUCCAGCUUCCGCGUCCUCGAAAGACCUGACAAGGCAGCAACAGUAGGCAACGGUGGAUACCCUGGAGGUCCUGUGAAACGGACAAGCGGCGGGCGCCCAAACUCGAGCAUCCUCUUGAACAGAAAGUCGGGCAAGUCGCAGGAGGACUUGAUCACAAGCGCAAACAGGUCGGUCACCGGAAAGAGCCAGGCUCGGCCGCACACAGUGUACGGAGCGCUAAAAUUGGGCAGGGGUAGUGGCGGAACAGCCCUCUCGGGUUCUUCGGGCUACUUUGACAAUUCGUCGUCCUCUGCACGCUACAGCUCUUCGUCUACCCUUCCCUCAUCAAUCGAGGCAGAACACGAAGCAGAGAACGAAGAUCUCUUCCCUCGCAAGACGGCCGCCAACGGUAACAGCAACCUCAGCAGCAACCGCUCUUCGGCCGCGUCCAACGCACUUCCCGAGCCACCGUCGUUUUCGGCCCGCGCAGGCAGGGCCAUGUCAUUUGGUUUGAGAAGCAAGCAGAACGCAAGCCCCGGCGCCAUGACUGCUGCAACAGCUCACAUGCCUGAUGUGCCCGAGAACAGCUUCAUCCGUGAUCGCGCAACAACAAUGAGCAGCAAUGCCAGCACCGCUGUGCCACCGAGGCUCGAUGCCAACUUGGGCUCCAUGUCAGACUUUGGCAGCGACUUUGGCAUGAACAUGUUCGAAGGACUGAGCUCGCCCAGACAAGCCAAGAGCAACAUGGCAGCGCCGCAACCCGCACACGACAACUACGGCAGAUCGGUACGUCGACAACAGUCACCAGGCUUCAGCAAUUACAACAACGCUUACCAACAACCUCCUCCUCGACAGGCCUCCCAGCCCUUGCCCACCCCUCCUGUAGCUCGUAAUCAGCCUACACCCUCGCCCGAGGCCGAACUCGAGCUCGAGCCUGAGACUCGUCACAGACCAACCAAUCUGUCUGCCGCGUCGGCCAAUCGCUACUCGUGGGCCAGCCGAACUUCUAACGAUGGACUAAUGUCUCCAGCCCUGGGUUCCGAUAUCUCUUCGCCUCCGCUCAACCCUCCCUCGACCUUCGCUCGUUUCAGACCCGGAUACCAACCCGUACCAGAUCGUUACGGAUCACCUGCCAACGAGCCCGAACACGAGAGAUCCAACAGCUAUUCCAGCGAAGACGAUGUUUCCCGCCCCAUCUCGAGGACCAGAUCGCCCCUGGUCGAGUCGUACACAGCAUCCAGUUCCCCACAAAAAGUCACGCCAGCCACCAGAAACCCCACCAUUGCGGCAGUUGGCAGAGACGACUCGAACUCAGAAUCCCAGCACACGACUCCUCGUGCUAACAACCUGCGUCCUACAAGCAACACCUCGGAUGGUAUGUUCGAUCACUCUCCCAAUGGUCCUACUAGCCGCGCGAUGCACCCUGCAGCUGCCCCCGUGGCCCCCAGAAGCCAGUCUGGACAGUUCUCGCCCACCAAAAGAAUGACAAGGAAGGAGUUCGAAGCUCAGCGCAAAGAGGUCAGUCCUGAAGAGAGCGAAGAGUCCGGACAUUCUGAGGAGGAAGGUUACGAUGACGACGACGAUGAGGCCGAACGCCAAGCAGAGCUUGCUCGCCAGAGGCGCAAGCAGGAGGCCAACAUGUCUGUAUACAGACAGCAGAUGAAGAAGGUCGCAGGCGGGAAUCCCUCUGAGCUUCCUUCGCCCACAUCUCGCCCAAGUCUGGACCGCGCCUCGUACAGCGCACCCGGCCUCACAAGGGAUUUCUCCAAUGUCAGUCUUGGUGCACAGCAAGAGGAGGAAGAGGACGAUGAAGUUCCCCUAGGCAUCCUUCAGGCUCACGGCUUCCCAAGCAGGAACCGUCCUCCAACUCGCCUUGCAAGCGCCCCACCUACUCCUGGUAGUGCCGGCUCGGUGGUUAACGGCGGCAUGGGAGGAGGCAACCUUCCCGUCUUUGCUCGCAAUCUUCCCGCGGAUCCCUACUUCGGCGCUGGUCUCGUCAACCCUGCCAACCGUGAAUCACUUGCUUUCGGUUCUGGCGGCUCGGUGUAUGGCGGAGCAUCUCCUUCUAUGUAUCAGAUGCCUCAGAUGCCUCAGAUGGCGCCUCCUCAACAAAUGCCUGGUAUGCCUCAGGCAGGUGGUGGUCUUGUUGGUGUCAUCGCUGGUGAGGAGCGUGCUCGUGCUGCCAGACGUGUCAACCACAACGCCGGACCUGCUUUCAACGCAAACGGAGUCCCACUUCCUGGAAACAUGAACAACAACAUGCCUCAGAUGAUGCCACGAUCAAAUUCGAUGAUGAGUAUGGGUGGUUUCAUGCCUCAGAUGCCCCAAAUGCCGCAGAUGAUGGGUGCAGACCAACAGAACACGCAGCAAAUGAUGCAACUGAUGGCGAUGCAGACCCAGAUGAUGCAGCAGAUGAUGGCGAUGCAAGGUGGUCAAAUGCAGCAAAUGCCCCAGAUGCCCCAGAUGCACCCUCAGCAGAUGCAGAACGGUUUCCCCAACAUGCUGCCCAACGGUAUGCAGAGACCUGUGUCUAUGGGCGGUCCCAAUGGGCAGCGUCCCGGUAUGCUUGGUCCUCAAGGCUCCAUGCACCAGCAACAGCGAUCGAGCACCAUGACCAACCUGCAGCCUCCAGGCUAUGCUGGAUCAAUGUACGACUAUAGUCUCAGCGCACCUAACGGAGGCUACACUCCCUCAAUCGCUCCUAGUGAGCGCAGCAACGUCGGUAUGCCAUCUCGUUACCGCCCUGUGACUAUGGAAGGCUCUACUAGCCGCACUGCGAGCAUGACUUCCCAAUCUGGCAUUCAGAACUUCCCUCAGAAGAACGCUUCGAACGGUUCAUUCUUGAACCCCAACAACAUUCCUGCAACCAAUGGCAGCAACGUACCACGAACCACCAUCAAGGUCAUUGACAAACCCAAGGGCUCGCCCAGAUCGCCCCAGCCCAGGCCCGAGGAGGAGGAUGAUGAUGAAGGCUGGGCUCAGCUGCGCAAGAAGAGAGAAGAGCGCAAGAAGCGCGGCCCAAACGGCAAAUCUCAGGAGCAGACUUUGGAGGAGCUGUACCAGGGCUUCAACUAG